This is a messenger RNA of Solea senegalensis (Senegalese sole), 8266 nucleotides long. RefSeq names its product IQ motif and Sec7 domain ArfGEF 2b (gene iqsec2b). The transcript has 14 exons. Gene Ontology annotation, molecular function: protein binding; guanyl-nucleotide exchange factor activity. The record is from RefSeq and is a predicted model, not a curated record. NCBI's taxonomy places the organism in Eukaryota, Metazoa, Chordata, Actinopteri, Pleuronectiformes, Soleidae. Bases 1300 to 5859 code for a protein of 1519 amino acids. Gene Ontology annotation, biological process: regulation of ARF protein signal transduction; actin cytoskeleton organization.
AUCUUUGAAUUCCAGACGCCAAAGGGUUAGCGAAACCUCUGCGAGACUGUACGCAAAGAAGAGCGCCACACCGCACCGCACCACUGCUGUCUGCUGCUGCUGCCGCUGCGUGGAUUUACCGACACGACGCGACUGAAACUCGUCUCCACAGAUAAGUAGGAAAUUAAGAAUCCUUGUUUGUCACGACGCAUUUCUUACCGACCAACAACAACAACUAAAGUAGCCUCCAGUUUGCAUUUAACAGCCUAUUUGGACUUUCAGACAGUCGAUAAAAACAAACGAACAAACAAAAAAAACUCUGGAUAACUGAUACAGGUGUGUCAAGUUUUUUUUUCUCAGUCCUUGUGAAUGCGUGACGUGGAAAUUAACUCGCGUUUUUUUCUUGGAUGAAAACCCGCAGAGACGCGCUCUCCGGGAACUAAUCUGAAAAUAAGACACUGGGAUGUAGUUGUUGUGGACCAGAGGGGAGGAAUCUUUUUUUUUGUACCUCAACCAUGAACUUCGUAAGAUUCCUGUGCUCAGUUUCUGCGCCUUAAAGACACAGAAAGCCAUGGGUUGAAAGUAACAGUGGGAGACUGUGGGGAUGUUCUCCGUGGGAGGGAGCAGAUUUUUCUGUCUUAUGUAAUGAUUGACAGCGCCUGACAGCCUCAUUAGUGACAGAUAACUAUAGCACCACCCUUCCCUAAUUACCCCCCACCCCCCCUUUCCCCUGCUUGUCUAGAAAGUUCUUAUGUAUUUGAUGCUAUUAAAUACAAUAUUUUGCAGAUAUGAGCCACAUAUAAGUAGAUUUAUUAAUAUUCGUAGUUCCAUACUGUACUCGGAAUCAUCGGGACAAGAAGAAGUGGAUUAAAUAUUUACUUCUGACUCACAAAUAUCAGUUUAUGCCAUUGAUAAUUGGGUUCAACCUCCAAAUUCACCAUGAUGCCCCUAAAUCUUGAACUGCUCCCUGCUGAUGUGACUUCAGGGCGUGGGACCAGUGUGCUGAGCUUCUUUUUGAUCUUUGAACUCUCGUCAUGGCGUUGCAUCGUUUUUAAUGGCCGCUAAGAUGCUAUAAUGGUCGUAUCUGCUUGAGGACAUGUAGUCACGCUGACAUUCUCAACCCUUUUUAAAUCUCAGUGACUUCCUGUUUGUGAACACCUGAAGCUCACUGUUCGUUUUCACCAGAGCAUUCCUCGGUGCCUCCCUCCCCCCCACUCAUCAGGGCUGGUGGGGGGGGUGGAUCCGGGCCCCCACGGGGUCAAAAUUGUGGUGGCGGCGGCCGGCGGUGGUGGUCAUACCCUCAGAGGCAGGGUGUCCACCAUGGAGACUAGCCCAGAGAGCCCUAACCGGGCGGUGGAGUACCUCCUGGAGCUCAACAACAUCAUUGAGAGCCAGGCCAAGCUCCUGGAGACUCAGCGUCGCCGCAUAGAAGAGCUGGAGGGCCAGCUGGACCGGGUCAGCCAGGAGAACCAGGGCCUGAGACAAGACCGCAGCCCGCAGACACCGGGUUCGGACACACCGGAGCAGAACCACAACCACAGUCAGCCCCUGUCGCUCACCAGCCAUCGUGGUGGUGGUGGUGGUGGUGGUGGCAGCAGCGGGAACGGUAGUGCCCAAACAGCUCAGGCGACAACUGGAUCAACCACGACGGCAGGGCCCAGCAGAGAGAGGAGGACCCACACCAGGUUGACCAGAGGUCUCUCCUGCGGCUCCUCUACCACCGAGCGAGACCGGCUGGAACGCACCGACAGUACAGACACCAACGCCAGUUCCACCAUACGUAGAAAUGUGGAAGGUGAGUCCCAGUGUCCAGAGACGGGCGCCCACAAAGACGGCUCGUUCAGCCAGAUGCCAUACCUGCGCAGCUCCGAACUCUACAGUGACAACAGCGGCAGUAGUGUACCCUCUGGGGCCAGAGGCCCCCAAUGCGUGGCCAGCUCCAGCUCAGCCAGCUUGGCCUGGGCGCUACGGACGCGGCACCAACCUGCUAGUCUGGCCCUCCGCAAGCAAGAGGAAGAAGAGAACAAGAGAUGCAAGGCCCUUUCAGACAGCUAUGAACUCUCAACAGAUCUGCAGGACAAGAAGGUGGAGAUGCUGGAGAGAAAGUACGGUGGCUCUUUUGUAAGUCGCAGAGCUGCGAGGACCAUCCAAACUGCCUUUAGACAGUAUCGCAUGAACAAGAACUUUGAGCGCCUCAGAAGCUCCGCCUCAGAGAGCCGCAUGACGCGCCGCAUCAUCCUGUCCAACAUGAGACUGCAGUAUUCCUUUGACGAGCGACCUCAGCAGCAGGCCCAGACACAGACCAACUUCACCCACAGCGUGGCCAUCGGGCCUCCUCAUUCGCCAGACACAGAGCGUCCAGGAGACUACACCCACCUUGAGGACUCCUUCUCCAAACAGGUCAAGUCUUUAGCGGACUCGAUAGAUGACGCCCUUACCUGCCGUGCAGGUCGCAAUGACUCCCAGGAGGGCAGCAGGGAGGGUGGAGGCAUAAGUGAAGACUUUGGGGAGUGUGUGUGGAGUAGUAGCAGCAACCCUUCCUCCCAAAGAGGUCUGGGCGAGAGAACAAGGGGAGCUGGAGGAGGACUGAGUAUGCAUGGCGACAGCACAGCCACCUCGUACAGUGAUGUCACCCUAUACAUGGAUGAUGGGAUGCCGUCGUCUCCGCUGUCCCUUGACCGAGCACCCAGCAGCACAGAUACAGAGUACUGGGGCCCCGGUGGUGGUGUUGGAGGGCGCGAGGACAGCAGGGACACCGAGGGAGGGGGUAGCAGUAACAGUCGACGCAGCACUCCCUGCACAGAGUGCAGGGACUAUCGUCUGAGGGGCGCACAUCUGCCUCUCCUCACUAUUGAGCCGCCCAGUGACAGUUCAGUGGAUAUGAGUGACCGUUCAGACCGUGGUUCUCUGAGUAGACAGCUGGUCUACGAGCAGGAGUCUGGGGUGGGAGCUGGCUCCCCUCAGGGAACCCUCAAACACUCCCCUAACACAGGCCCCCGCCAGUCCUCCACAGCAGCGGCCCAGGGUCAAACACGGGCCCCCAGCAGACCCAUACCAACACAUAUCCCUCACCAGGUGGCUGCUCACCACCAUCACCACCACCAUCCUAUCCACCACCAUCAGUACUCUGACACACCUUCAUCCUCCUCGUCCCCGCAGCAGCCCCCCACCACCCCACUCUCAUCCUCCUCCUCUACGGCUCUUCCCCCCGGUGGUCUGGAGCAGCCGUGCUGCUCUGAUGGUGAUAAUGACUCACUCAACUCCACCACCAACUCCAACGAGACAGUCAACUGCAGCUCAGGCUCCUCAUCGCAGGACAGCCUGCGGGAGCCUUUGCCACCUUUGGGCAAGCAGACCUACCAGAGAGAGAGCCGCCACAGCUGGGACUCUCCGCCCUUCAACAGUGAUGUGGUGCAGAGGCGCCAGUACCGCAUAGGUCUUAACCUCUUCAACAAGAAGCCGGAGAAAGGGAUCCAGUAUCUGAUUGAAAGAGGGUUUGUCUCUGACACUCCCGUCGGGAUUGCUCGCUUCAUCCUUGAGAGGAAGGGCCUCAGCAGACAAAUGAUUGGAGAGUUCCUGGGAAACCGCCAGAAACAAUUCAACAAAGAUGUUUUAGACUGUGUGGUGGAUGAGAUGGACUUCUCAGGAAUGGACCUGGAUGAUGCGCUAAGAAAGUUCCAGGCUCAGAUUAAAGUCCAGGGAGAAGCCCAAAAAGUGGAGCGGCUCAUAGAGGCGUUCAGUCAGAGAUACUGUGUGUGUAAUCCCACCCUGGUGCGGCAGUUCCAGAACCCGGACACCAUCUUCAUCUUGGCCUUUGCCAUAAUCCUCCUCAACACAGACAUGUACAGUCCCAACGUCAAAGCAGAGAGGAAGAUGAAACUGGACGAUUUUAUCAAGAAUCUGAGAGGUGUUGACAACGGUCAAGAUAUACCCAGGGACCUGCUUGUUGGGAUUUAUCAGCGGAUACAGAAAUGGGAACUUCGGACCAAUGAUGACCAUGUGUCCCAGGUGCAAGCGGUGGAGAGGGUCAUUGUGGGCAAGAAGCCUGUGCUGUCCCUUCCCCACCGUAGGCUGGUGUGUUGCUGCCAGCUCUAUGAGGUGCCCGAUCCAAACAGACCUCAGAGAACAGGAGUGCACCAACGAGAGGUCUUCCUCUUUAAUGACCUUCUGGUGGUGACCAAAAUCUUCCAGAAGAAGAAAACCUCAGUGACUUAUAGUUUCAGACAAUCAUUCCCGUUGGUUGAGAUGCAAGUGCACAUGUUUCAGAACUCAUACUAUCCUCAUGGUAUCCGCCUGACCUCAGCAGUUCUGGGUGGGGAGAGGAAGGUUCUUAUCGUCUUUAUGGCACCCAGUCAGCAAGACCGCACCCGCUUUGUGAGCGACCUCAGGGAGAGUAUUGCUGAAGUGCAGGAGAUGGAGAAAUACAGGGUUGAGUCGGAGUUGGAGAAACAGAAAGGUGUAAUGCGGCCCAGUUUGCUGACUGGAGGUGUGGUUGGGGGAGUAGGUGUGAAGGGUGAUGUUGUGAAUGGCACCCUGGGAAGGACAAGUUUUGAUGACAACUGCUCAGUGGGCGAGGGUCUAAAACGCACGGCGCUCAGCUCAUCUCUCAGGGACCUAUCGGAGACAGGGAAACGUGGUCGCAGGAACAGUGUUGGUUCUCUGGACAGUACCAUGGAACAUGAUGAUGACUUAUCCUCCCAGGGCUCCAUCAUUAGCAGCCCACAGCCUCACCAGCGCUAUCCAGUGCCAGGUGUAGUCCCUGGCUGCUACGGCACAGAAGAUUUCCGGCCUCACCGCCCCAUCCUGAGCCCCGGAAUGGGGGUGGGGGGUGGGCCGGGGCAACAACACACCACUGCUGGGACAGGAGUUGGGGGAGUCUCCAGCAGUGUAGAGAGAGCAGGAGCGGGGAGCGGUCCUGGGGGGAGCAGCAACAACAACAGCACUUCCUUCCUGGGUUCCCUAUUUGGCAGCAAACGCGCCAAACCGCCAGGGCCCCUUAUUCCACCGGGGCCACCCUACCCCGCACCUGUACCCCCACUGACUACGGGAGGGCCCCCUCCUCACUCCCCUUCAUCUCUGUGCCAGGUGGAGGGGGGGCCUUCCAAGAUCCAGGCCCUGCACACACAAUUCUGUCACGUGGGCCCCGUGCAGCCCCCACCACCCUAUUACCAUCACCAUCGCUACCACGUCCACACAACUGUUCCUCCACCUUUGCAAGGUGUGCUCCCUCAUACUAUACAGAGAGGCCCGCUACCCUGUCGUCCACCGCUUGGCCCAACACACGCCCAGCACCCACAGCUGGCCCAUCUCUCCCAGCUCUCCCAGCAUGGGCUCACGGGUCGUUACGCCAACAUGGUGGUGGGAUGUCCCCCCCCCCUUUCUCCUCUCUCCCAACACUCCCCGAACCCACAGUUUGCCCUCUACCACGCACAGCCCGCACACUCUAUCAGAGGGGGCGGAGGCCCUGGUACCAAACCUCCACUAACCCUGUCUCACUCCCACCCCCACGCACACUCCCAAACCCACCCCGGACACGUGCACACACCACACCCAGCCAGCCACUCCACCCAUCAAACACACUUCAUAUUCGGCACUCUGCCCCACAAUCUACCAUCCGCUACCGUCAAUGCGCAUCACGCAGCGCCCGUCGGCCCGUAUCUGCCCCAGUACCCACCUCUCUCUUCCAUCCCCCCUCCCCCACCGCACUCCCCUUUACCCCCCCCUUCGUCCCCCCUUACCCCUCUUACACCUCUCUCCCCUCACCCCCCCCAGCACCCCGGGCAGCCUCAGCAGGGGCCACAGGUGACGGGGGCUGGAGCGACAGGUACAGGGGGCAGCUCCAAAUCCAAACCUAUCAACCGGAUAAGUACCGUGGUAUGAGCAGAAUGUGGGGCCCCAGGGGUCAGAGGUCAGAUGACAGAGUGGAGGAGGUGGGCAGACCGAGGGUCAGAACCAAGUCUGCCAGGACAGAAAGUAACAGCAGCGGCUCUAGUGACAAGAGGAAACGCAGUUUGCUACGCCUCUGUUACUUUCACCUCCGUUUCCCACAUAUGUAGGUGGAGAUAAAGAGCACAGCUAUAGUUAAACAGAUCCUGCACAGAUCCUUGAAACCUGCACACAUGAAAACAAACACCUACAGUAUAUGCACAACUGCAGAACCAACCAUGUCCCACAUUUCCACACACAAUAGAGUCUAUAGCCAUAUAAUCGAAGAUGGAACUACAUUUAUAUAGGUAUAUUGCCUCAGUUUUAAUUGUUUGAAAUCUAGCUGAGUCUGUAUGAGACUAUUCAUAUUCAUAUGUAAAGUAUCACGAUGUGAUAAAGUGACACUGGAAAAACAGAGAACAAUAUAUAUAUAUAUACUGUAUAUAUAUAUAUAUAUCCAGCUGCUUACAUGGGGAUGUAAAUAAUGACUCAAGUAAAAAGAUAAGUGUAAACCACCAAAUGCCCAAAUGCAUUAAAAAGGGGUUUGGCGUUAAAAAGAGCAGAGUGUUGCAAAAAGAAGUCCCUUGACUUUGCAAUAAUUUCCUUGGCUUCAUGAUGUCUCUGUCCACUUUUGCCGAUUCUGCUUUACUGACAAACAUCUUUUUCACUAAAGAAGACCUCAGAUAUGUUGCUUUGUCUUAAAAUUCAAAACCAGUGCACGGUUUCCUAACAGUCUUUUGCUUACCAGUCUUUUACAUGUCAACAGGAGCUACCUGGCUUUAUAAGGCAUUCCUUGUGGGGGUAUGGGAAUUAAUGAUACAAUCAAUAAUAUAUUUUGAAUGUUUCUGAAGCUUCUUGCUGUUUUAUUGAUAUUAUAAUAUACCUGCUAUGAGUGAUGAAUAUUGUCCAAUACUUGUUUUGAUCAGUGAUAAAUUAUAUCAGCAGAUGUUUGUACAUGGUUAUAGAGAGUAUUACGCACAUAUAAAUCCCCUGAGUUUACCACAAUGGUGCGAGGAUAUUCUAAUAUGUGAUGUGUGAUUUAUUUACACAGUACCACGGUUUCCAUUAAAUUUCGUCUUUUUAUUCAUAAGUAUUAUCUAUCGAUUGUUGAAAACAAUGAAUGAGGUUUAGUUUUCUUCAAAUAAUUUUUGAACACACAAUAUUCCUCCUUUUCUAUUUUGUUUGACAUGAGCAAACAGGGGCACAAUUUGCCAACCAGGGUGAUUACCAAAACUUGCACUUGAAUGCAUUUGUUUAUUUGUUGGUUUUUAUGAGGCUCCCAGUAAAGGAGAAAACGGGUUUGUGGAAAAAAAACAUUUAUUUUGGAAGAUGCUAUUCCUUCAUUUUGACUCCAGGUAACUGUGCUCACUUCCGCGUAGUCAUCAGAUUUAGUCAAUGUGUGUUUUUCUAUGUUUUGCAGAAGCACGCUUUUACAUGAGGUUUUGUGGUUUUGCACACGUGAUGUCUUAAAGUCAGAAAUGGCCUUCUUCUAAUCCUCCCUCUUCUGCCACUUUUAGAAAUGUAUUAUUCUAUUUUUUGAUGCCAUGGCAUCCUGUUGAGGGCACCUGGGGUGUUUAAAAAGUAUAGCAAAGUCAAGAAUGUAACAUAGCCUGCAGGUAUAUACUGUAUUUCCCUUUUUUUCUGUGGGCCUUGUGCAAGUGUUUUCCCCUUUUGCUACUGCAAUUUUUGAAGUUGAAAUUAAGCACUGGUGUGGAUUACCUCCAGUGCCAUUAAUUACCAAGGGAAGCCACACAUACUCUGAUUCAGGGGAGAAUGAAUCAGAGAGGACAAGUCAAAGUGAAGAAGAUGAAGAAAUUCAAGAUGAUUUGAAUUUCAAAGAGAUUUGGACAGAGUGAUGAAUGUCAGACAAAUAUUUUAUAGCGCUUUGUUGGCUAGCAUUUUAUUUUUAUGGUGUCAGUUAAAAAUCUUCUUGCAUGAAAAUGUCUGCACUUAUUGAAUAGAUUGUACUGUAUAAACCUGAAUGUACAUAUUAUAUUAUAGAUAGGCUUCUUAUCAUAACUAUGGGAUGAUCUGCUCCCAGUCUGUAUUGAAGUGCGUGCAUGUGAGUGCCACUAAGUAUGUACAUAUACAGUAAAAGAGGUACGGGAAUAGAUGUUGGCCAAAAGGAAAAACUGGCUUCUUCUUUUUUCUUAUUAUUUCAGACUGAAGGUGAGAGAAUGAGUUACCAUGACGUAAAUUAUUAAGGCCUAAAAAAGAUUAUAUGUCAGUGCACUUAUUGAUAUUAUUUUAAACAGAUUAUUUACAUUUUUUCUUUGUGUUUGUAUUAUGUGUACCGAAAGAAUAGAGAAUUGAGAUGUGAAUAUUUAUUGCUUCUGAUAAAUUAAAGUGUCCUUGCAGUGAA